Meyerozyma guilliermondii ATCC 6260 is the source of this 537-nucleotide messenger RNA. RefSeq lists its product as uncharacterized. The transcript has a single exon. The record is from RefSeq and is a predicted model, not a curated record. Lineage: Eukaryota; Fungi; Ascomycota; Pichiomycetes; Serinales; Debaryomycetaceae. The coding region runs from base 1 to 537 and encodes 178 amino acids.
AUGUGGCCGUUCUCCAGCGACAAGGACUCCACACAGGUGUCCAAAGAGCUCCCAGAAGAUCUAGGAGCGUUCUUCGAGCAGGCUAAUCCAGAAACAUCGCAACAAUCCAAAUUUGAAGUUUCUCCCCAACAGAACAAAGUCAACUCUAUUCUUCGCCAGCGUGAAAAACAACCAUAUUCCCACGAAUUCGAUCAAUAUAAAAGGCGGGAAACCCUCAAAAGUGCCACCCAGGUCAACUGUGCCGAGAUCCAACAACAGGUGGUAGAGUGUCUUCGUGGAUGGAAUUUGACACUGAGUAACCGAUGCGAAGCUGAGAUCAAAACCCACACAAAAUGUGUUGAAACCCAGACACGGGCGCUCAAACAGCUCUUCUACGAGGACUGUGUAGAUGUAGAGCAGUGUAAGAAGAUACGAUACGUGGUGGAUAAGUUAUUUGUGGACAAUUACGGCCAAUACGGCGAGCAUAUAAAUGACGAAGAGAGCAGUAUAAAGUUUAACAGUGGAGUGGAAAAUGCAUUUGCCAAAAUAUGGCGCUAG